ACUGCUUCACUCGGACUCAAGUUGCCAUCUCAGCUCUUAUCGCACCUCACCAUCUUCCUGUUAUCUCUGGCAAUCCUCCAUACUAUACUCCCACCAUCUCCAAGUGCCAGCAGGGAAACCUGACAGAGCCUCUACUGGGAAAGUUUCCCAGCUGCGAUUCCAAGGUGCUCGAGGAUAUCGUGUCUACUGGAGUACAGUACUUCAAAGUUCAACCACCAAGCAAGUGUCGAGGACACUGUAAACUUGCGUGUGCCAAUUACACACGCAAGCCAAGUACGCUUCCUCGCUCGAGCUUAUAAAGUAAACUCAUCCAUCCUCACUCCUGCACCAUGGGGCCUCUACACAGCAAUGGGCACACCACGCCCCCUUACAACACCAUUCUCCCCGAGUCUCGCGUCCUCAUCAUUGGCACGGGAGGCACCAUCUGUAUGCAAGAAGGGCCAGAUGGGCUUCAACCGUCCGAGGGAUUCAUGGACAGUGCCAUGGCACCCCGCCCAUCGUUCAACGAUCAGUCAGGCCCGUCCUUGGGCCUCCCAGCCAAGCACAAGGGCAAGGACAUCACGGUACCGUCCCUGCGCACGCCUCCGACCGCGUACAACCGCCACAUUCGCUACGGCAUGGUCGAGUUCGAUCCCCUCCUGGACUCUUCGUCCAUGUCGGCGAGUGACUGGGCCGCCAUUGCCCUCGCCGUCCAGGAGAACUACCACCUCUUUGACGGCUUCGUCAUCUUGCACGGCACCGACUCUCUGGCCCACACAGCCUCGGCUCUCUCCUUCAUGAUGAACAACCUGGGCAAGCCCGUCAUCUUGACAGGCUCCCAGGCGCCCAUCUUUGCACUCCAGUCCGAUGCCGUCGACAACCUCCUGGGCUCCCUCAUCAUCGCGGGCACAUUCGUCAUCCCCGAGGUGUCACUCUUCUUCCACCACAAACUGUACCGCGGGAACCGGACGACAAAGGUCUCGUCAGCCUCCUUUGAGGCCUUCGCUUCGCCCAACUGCGAGCCCCUGGCGCGGGUCAACGGGCUGGGCAUCGAUGUCAACUGGCCUCUCGUUCUCCGGCCCACGACCAUAUCCCCUCUAUCCGUAGCGACAGACCUAGACACGACCCACGUCGCAUCUCUGCGCAUCUUCCCAGGCAUCAAGGCGGAGAUGCUCGACGCCGUCCUGCGUCUGCCUGAUCUCCGAGGCCUGAUUCUCGAGACAUUCGGCAUGGGCAACGUGCCCGGCGGCGCAGACGGGCCCCUGACCCGUGUCAUCAAGUCCGCCAUUGAACGCGGCGUCAUCGUCAUGAAUGUCUCCCAGUGCGUGGCGGGCUUCGUAUCGCCAGUCUACGCACCCGGCACCCACCUCGGCCGUGCCGGUGUCGUCUUCGGUCUAGACUUGACGGUCGAGGCAGCUCUCACCAAACUCUCCUACCUCCUCGCUCAGCCAGGGCUUUCCAAGGCGGAAAUCACGGCUCGUCUCGCGCGCCCCAUACGCGGCGAGAUGACCGAGGUGCCACAACCGAGCUUCUCGCACCCUGCUUCGUCGCUCUCGGCUGCGUCCGAACGUCUCACGGUCGAGAAGUCCGCCUUUGCAGCGCUUGGGUACGCCAUCGAGGAAGGCGACGCCGCUGCGGUGCGUGACCUGCUCCAGGGGGAUGGCGCGCAGUUGUUGACACAAGCCGACUACGCGGGGAACACCGCCGUGCAUCUGGCAGCGGUAACAGGCAAUGUCGGCAUCGUAAGGGACCUGCUCGAGCGCGGGGCCAGCGUCCACGAACGCAACAAGGCAAACAACUCGCCACUCUUUCUGGCUUCUCUGUCAGGGAAAGAUGAGUGCGCGCAGCUCCUCAAGCAGGCCGGUGCGCACCUCUCGGUGGAGGAGAUUGAAAGGGGUCCGUGGAAGUCUUCGGCCUGAUGAGGCGAGCUCCAAAAUGGAAUUGAUUGCCACAACAGCGUAUAAAGUAGAAUUUCGCCAUAGAACUCACAUACUGCCUCGCAAUUUCUAAAGCUGCCAACCCAUGGUGAAUAAAUACUUGCUUGACAAACUUUCUUCAAUUCUACCCAUCGCCCCCAUGUGUUCUGUUCCCUCGCGUAGUGUACAGCAACAAUGCAGAUGAGCCAAUGCAGCAAACUUGCUCUACAGAGCACAUGUCUAACCUGGCUUUCCAGCCUUCUGGCACUGCUUAUCGAAGGAAAAGAUCGCCACCUCCAUUUCUAACAGACCUCGAUCGGUCUACGUGAUCCAAACCAAGGUAAUCGUCUUCCGUGGUGGCAACGCUCCACAGUUCAUCGUCUGUCCAGAAAGUCAGCGUGGUUCCCAUACGCAUGGCGACAUUAA
Messenger RNA from Emericellopsis atlantica, 2321 nucleotides. RefSeq names its product asparaginase. The record is from RefSeq and is a predicted model, not a curated record. Gene Ontology annotation, molecular function: asparaginase activity; protein binding. Lineage: Eukaryota; Fungi; Ascomycota; Sordariomycetes; Hypocreales; Bionectriaceae. The transcript has a single exon. The coding region runs from base 330 to 1898 and encodes 522 amino acids.